Pistacia vera is the source of this 2251-nucleotide messenger RNA. RefSeq names its product probable glutamate carboxypeptidase LAMP1. Lineage: Eukaryota; Viridiplantae; Streptophyta; Magnoliopsida; Sapindales; Anacardiaceae. Gene Ontology annotation, molecular function: carboxypeptidase activity. The record is from RefSeq and is a predicted model, not a curated record.
AUUAUCUUUUUCGAUGCAGGUCAGCAGCAGUAGGUUGUUUCGAAAUAACCUUUUGGGGUAUAUAUCUAACUUUGCUUACGGUUCUCAAUCUAAUGACAAGACUCUAUACCAUCUUUUAAUAAUAUUAAAAGAGAUAUACUAUAUUUAGGAAAGACAUCAAACCAAUCAUCCUGUUGAAUCUUCCUUUUUAAAUUUCAAGUUCUAUUACAAAAACAUAACAUUAGAUAAAGAAUAAAAGGGAAUGGUCCCGGCCAUAGAAUAAAUCAAAAGGAAAAGCAAAGAAUGGCAAAAGGACGUCGCAUACUGCCUCAAUGGAAAUAAAUAAACAUAGAAUUCCAUAGAAGAAGUCAUUUUGAAAUGGAAUAUAAGAUUUAUUAAUGGAAGCUUAUCUAAAGGUUCAAACUGUAAAUCAUUGCAUUCAUAAUAAGUCUCUCUCUUUCUUUCCUAUGAUCUUCUACGGUUUUCCUUGUUAACUAGCCAUUCCAAAACUCUCAAGACCCAACUCAAAACAUCACCAAACCUGAACUCCAUGAUCAAAACAGCAAUCAAAAUCUUUCUUCUAGCAGUAGCUACCUCUUUCUCCUUCCUCCUCUUUUCUCCACCACCAAAAUCUUUCUAUUACUCUCUCUACAUAUACCCUGCCCUAUCUGACAAUGUCUCAGUAUCACAACACCUCCAAACCCUCACUCGCCGACCCCAUGUCGCCGGUUGAGCCAACACCGAGGCUGCAGCUUAUGUGUUAUCAGUUCUCACUUCCUGCAAGAUAAAAGCACAUAUUGCUUCCUAUGCUGUCUCCCUAACUUACCCAGUUUCACGUUCUUUAUCACUAACACGUCCGUUCCCAGACCCUCCCAUCACUUUCUCUCUCCGCCAAGAAAUUUAUGAUGGUGAUCCAUUUGCUGAUGUUGCUGACCAAGUCCUACCGACGUUUCAUGGAGACGGGAAGUCAGGUACUGCAACAGGACCAGUUGUUUAUGUGAACUAUGGAAGAAUGGAAGACUACGUGACAUUGGAAGAAAUGGGCGUGAAUGUGUCGGUUAGUGUUGUGUUGGCAAGAUAUGGAGAAAUAUACAGGGGAGACAUUGUGCACAAUGGGUUUGAGGCAGGUGCUAUUGGGGCUCUGAUUUAUACAGAUAGGAAAGAUUACGGCGGCGGGAGUGGUGACGCAAGGUGGUUUCCGGAUGAUAAGUGGAUGCCGCCAAGUGGAGUCCAGGUGGGUUCAGUUUAUGAUGGGGUGGGUGACCCGACUACACCUGGAUGGGCUAGUACGGAAGGAUGUGAGAGGAUAUCUAAUGAAGAGGUUGAGACAACAGGUGAUGUUCCACUUAUACCUUCAUUGCCAAUUUCGGCACAAGAUGGCCAUACAAUCAUGAGGUCCAUUGAGGGACAAGUGGUGAAUCAGGAUUGGCAAGGAGACAAAGAUGCCCCUAUUUACAGGACUGGACCAGGACCAGGAGUUGUCAAUCUCAGUUACAAGGGGGCAAACGUCAUAGCCACGAUCCAAAAUGUGAUUGGUGUCAUUACAGGUACAGAGGAGCCUGAUCGAUUUGUGAUACUGGGUAAUCAUCGAGAUGCAUGGACAUUUGGAGCUGUGGAUCCUAACAGUGGCACUGCUGCUCUACUAGAGGUUGCGGAAAGACUAGAAAAGCUGCGGAAAAAAGGGUGGAAACCUCGAAGAACCAUAGUGUUAUGCAAUUGGGAUGCUGAGGAGUAUGGCCUGACAGGAUCAACUGAAUGGGUAGAAGACAACAGGGAGAUGCUAGCUUCAAGGGUUGUUGCUUACUUGAACGUUGACUCUGCAGUAUACGGACCAGGAUUCUAUGCCUCAGCAACUCCUCAACUUGAUGAACUACUCAAGCAAGCUACUCAACAGGUUCAAGAUCCAGAUAACUCAUCACAAACAGUCUACGAUUCCUGGGUUGGUUCUAGUCAUUCUCCAGUGAUUGGGAGAUUAGGAGGUGGAGGAUCAGAUUAUUCAGCUUUUGUGCAGCAUAUCGGUGUUCCAUCAGCUGACCUGGCUUUCGGAGAAGGAUACCCAGUAUACCACUCAAUGUACGAUGACUUUGUCUGGAUGGAAAAAUUUGGAGACCCACUGUUCCAAAGACAUGUUGCAGGCAAUAAACAAGGCUAAAGGUUGGGCAUCCAUAUGGAAAAAAGAUCACUCUAAGGUGAGAGAGCUGAAUGACAGACUAAUGAUGGCAGAAAGAGCAUUCACAGAUCGAGAUGGACUCUUUGGAAGGACAUGGUACAA